AUGUAACAGGAAUGUUAGAAAGAAAAAUUUAAAACUUCCUUCAAUGAGGCACUCUUUGGUGAAGGACCCUCGGCCCUAGAGAGGGUGGUGGCCCCCCAUGACUUGAGGGACACUUUGGCCAGCUGACCCCUGUGCUUCCUCAUGCCAGGCCGCUCAGUUCCGGGCUGCGGUGCGGCCUGAGGGCCCGAGGCUCGGCACCUAGUCUCCUUAAGCAAGUUCUUUCACACACACACCCAUACACACUUUGGCCCGAAAAUUCAACGAGGUUUUUUAAAUUCCUUCUUCCUCUGUUGUUGUUGGGUUCUGAUUACUUCCAUCUGGUUGCGGCAGCUCGAGUGGAGUCUCUAAAAAACAAAACAAAACAAACAAAAAGCCUCCCUACCAAACACAAGGAACCAAACCUAAAAGGCAGCUUCGCUUCUCACCAGCACGCGCUCUGGGGGCGACUCUUGUGAGCCGCGGCGGGGGGCGCAGGCCAGACCCCCGGCACCUGCGCGCGCCACGGGCAGGAAGAGGUUCCGCGCAGAACCGGCCCCGCGGAGCUAGCCUCCCUCCCAGCCUGGCCUCCUGUCCCCCGCUUCCGCCCCGGCGCCGGCAGAAGCGGGUGCACUGGGAACAGCGACCCGGGCAUCUCCCGGCGGAGGGGAAGAGGGAGGUGGAGAGGGCGGUGAUUUCAGAGAUUGAAAACAGAGCAGUCGCUGCGCCCCGGCUCGGAGCUCAUCUGACUUGAGUUAGCGAACCUCCCCCCCCCCCAAUCUCGGCGCCUUAAAAAAGUGUUGGGGACUGGCGCGUUCUUUCGUUCUUGGCUCGAACUUUCUUCUUCGUAGGUGUGCUUUUUCUUUUCGGUGCUGGGGUUGGGGGGGGAGUCCUCGGCUGCCCCUCCCCUCGGAGUCUCCCAGGUCCCCCACCCCCGGGCGGGGGCGCGCGGCGCGGGCGGGGGCGCGGCGCCGGGGUGUGCUAGGGCUUGUGCGCGCGGGGGCGCUGCGCCGUGCGGACUGCUAGCUGGACUGCGGGAGUGCCGAAGCUCGCCAGCCGAGGCAGCACGGCUCCGCGGACUUUUUUUCAAACUCCCAUCAAUGAGUCUUCGAGGAGGAGCGGGAGGCGGCGGCGGCGGCGGACUCGGAGGAAGGCGCGGAGGAACCGGAGGAGCGGGAGGAAGGAGCGCGGCGCGCCGGGGUCUUGGGGAGCUGCCCGGUCACCGGCGGUAGGGGCUGCCGGCCCCCGGCCGCCUCUGGAUCCCCUCCCCUGCGUGGCCCGCCUCGCCCCGGCCGGACGGAGCCUCGGCACACGGCAGCCCGCGGCGGGACGCCACGCCAGCCAAGUUGGGAUGGGGGCCCACAGCCACCGCCCGGCGCCCCGGAGGCCACCUGCGUGCUAGAGGCAAACUUUUGUCUCCCUCGGGCUGCCACCCAGGACCAUGAGCGGCUAGGAUGGAGGCAUCUGCUUCAGUCCCGGCUGCGGAGAAGAAAGAAGCCAAGAGUGGGAUCCUGGAGGGCAUCGCUUUCCCUGAGCCGGGCAGGAAGGCCUCUGCCCUCGCGGUGGCCGCCGCAGUAGCUGCCCAAGGAGUUCCACAGCAUCUUCUGCCACCGUUCCACGCCCCCUUGCCGCUUGACAUGCGACACCAGGAGGGGAGGUACCAUUACGAGCCCCAUUCUGUCCACGGUGUACCCGGGCCUCCCGCCCUGAGCGGCAGCCCCGUCGUCUCAGACAUCUCAUUGAUCCGGCUCUCCCCGCACCCCGCCGGCCCUGGGGAGUCCCCCUUCAACGCCCCCCACCCGUACGUGAGCCCCCACAUGGAGCAUUACCUCCGCGCCAUGCACGGCAGCCCCACGCUCCCCGCCAUCCCCGCGGCCAGGGGCCUCAGCCCGGCAGACGUGGCCCACGAGCACCUUAAGGAGAGGGGGCUGUUUGGCCUCCCUGCUCCAGGCGCCAACGCCUCAGACUAUUACCACCAGAUGACCCUCAUGGCGGGCCACCCCACGCCCUAUGGGGACCUGCUGAUGCAGAGCGGGGGUGCUGCCAGUGCACCGCAUCUCCACGACUACCUCAAUCCAGUGGACAUGUCGCGUUUCUCCAGCCCCCGGGUGACACCCCGCCUGAGCCGCAAGAGGGCGCUGUCCAUCUCCCCGCUCUCCGACGCCAGCCUGGACCUGCAGCGCAUGAUCCGAACCUCGCCAAACUCCCUGGUGGCCUACAUCAACAAUUCGCGCAGCAGCUCAGCCGCCAGUGGCUCCUAUGGCCAUCUGUCGGCCGGGGCCCUCAGCCCGGCCUUCACCUUCCCGCACCCCAUCAACCCCGUGGCCUACCAGCAGAUCCUGAGUCAGCAGAGGGGCCUGGGCUCAGCCUUCGGACACACACCACCCUUGAUCCAGCCCUCACCCACCUUCCUGGCCCAGCAGCCCUUGGCCGUGGCCUCCAUCAAUGCCACACCCACCCAGCUCAGCAGCAGCAGCAACUGUCUGAGCGACGCCAACCAGAACAAGCAGAGCAGCGAGUCAGCCGUGAGCAGCACCAUCAACCCCAUGGUCAUUCACAAGCGCAGCAAGGUCAAGACAGAGGCUGAGGGCCUGCGGCCAGCCUCCCCACUGACUCUGACACAGGAGCAGCUGGCUGACCUCAAGGAAGACCUGGACAGGGACGACUGUAAGCAGGAGGCCGAGGUGGUCAUCUAUGAGACCAACUGCCAUUGGGAAGACUGCACCAAGGAAUACGACACCCAGGAGCAGCUGGUGCAUCACAUCAACAACGAGCACAUCCACGGGGAGAAGAAGGAGUUCGUGUGCCGCUGGCAGGCCUGCACGCGGGAGCAGAAGCCCUUCAAGGCGCAGUACAUGCUGGUGGUGCACAUGCGCAGACACACAGGCGAGAAGCCCCACAAGUGCACGUUCGAGGGCUGUUCCAAGGCCUACUCCCGCCUGGAGAACCUGAAGACGCACCUGAGGUCCCACACAGGAGAGAAGCCAUACGUGUGUGAGCACGAGGGCUGCAACAAGGCCUUCUCCAACGCCUCGGACCGCGCCAAGCAUCAGAACCGCACCCACUCCAACGAGAAACCCUACAUCUGCAAGAUCCCAGGCUGUACCAAGCGAUACACGGACCCCAGCUCACUCCGGAAACACGUGAAAACGGUCCAUGGCCCAGAUGCUCACGUCACCAAGAAGCAGCGCAAUGACGUGCACCUCCGCGCGCCCCUGCUCAGGGAGAACGGGGACAGCGAGGCUGGCGCCGAGCCCGGCCGGGGCUCCGAGGACAGCACCGAGGCCAGCAGCACCAGCCAGGCUGUGGAGGACUGCCUGCAUGUCAAAGCCAUCAAGACGGAGAGCUCCGGGCUGUGUCAGUCCAGCCCCGGGGCCCAAUCUUCCUGCAGCAGUGAGCCCUCACCCCUGGGCAGUGCCCCCAACAAUGACAGCGGCGUGGAGAUGCCGGGGACAGGGCCUGGGAGCCUGGGAGACCUGACUGCUCUGGAUGACACACCACCAGGGGCCGAUGCCUCCGCCCUGGCCGCCCCCUCUGCCGGUGGCCUGCAGCUGCGCAAACACAUGACCGCCAUGCACCGGUUCGAGCAGCUCAAGAAGGAGAAGCUCAAGUCGCUCAAGGAUUCCUGCUCAUGGGCCGGGCCAGCUCCACACACCCGGAACUCCAAGCUGCCUCCCCUCCCGGGAAGUGGCUCCAUGCUGGAAAACUUCAGCGGCGGGCCGGUGGGGCUGCUGCCCAACCCGCGACUGUCGGAGCUGUCCGCCAGCGAGGUGACUGUGCUGAGCCACCUGCAGGAGCGCCGCGACAGCUCCACCAGCACGGUCAGCUCGGCCUACACCGUGAGCCGCCGCUCUUCCGGCAGCUCCCCCUACUUCUCCAGCCGCCGCUCCAGUGACGCCUCACCCCUGGGCCCUGGCCGCGCGAACCCUGCCAGUUCUGCCGACUCCUACGACCCCAUCUCCACCGAUGCGUCGCGGCGCUCGAGCGAGGCCAGCCAGUGCGGCGGUGCUGGUGGCCCAGGGCUGCUCCAGCUCACCCCCGCCCAGCAGUACAGCCUGCGGGCCAAGUACGCGGCAGCCACUGGUGGGCCACCCCCGACGCCACUGCCCGGCCUGGAGCGCGCGAGCCUGCGGGCCAGGCUGGCGCUGCUGGAUGCUCCAGAGCGCGCGCCGCCCGCCGCCUGCCCGCGCCCAGUUGGGGUGGGGCUGCGGCGCGGCAGCGACGGGCCACACUAUGGCCCGACGGGAGUGGCACCCACCUUCCCCCAUGAGGGCCCAGGCGGUGGGCUGCGGCGGGCCAGUGAUCCCGGGAGGCGGCCUGACGCCUUGGCGCCCCCGCGGGUCCAGCGCUUCCACAGUGCCCACAACAUGGCCCCGGCCGCGCUGCCACCAACGUGCACCCAGGGGCGAGGCCUCCGCCUUCAGGGCCACGCGAGCGCCGACGGCGGCCUGGCCCGCAGUGCCUACUCGCCCCGGCCGCCGAGCAUCAGCGAGGACCUGGUGAUGGAGGCCGUAGCGGCAGCGGCAGACAGCGCGGGCCCGGAGAUCAGUCUCGGGCUGCCAGAGGACGACCUCGUGCUUCCCGAUGACGUGGUGCAGUACAUCAAGGCGCGUGCAGGUGGCGCUCUAGAGGAGAGCACCCCGCAAGUGUACGCCCCGGAAAGCACCUGCUUCCCUGAGAACCCCAAACUGCCCAGCCCAGGGCUGCCCAGCCAGCGCAGGAUAGCGGCCGCAGACUCCAACGUGGGCCCCUCCGCCCCUGCGCUGGGAGGCUGCCAGCUAGGCUACGGGGCCCCCUCCAGCCUGAACAAGAACAGCAUGCCUGUGCAGUGGAACGAGGUGAGCUCCGGCACCGUGGACGCCUUGGCCAGCCAGAUGAAGCCUCCUCCCUUCCCCCAGGGUAACCUGGCUGUUGUGCAGCAGAAGCCGGCCUUCAGCCAGUACCCAGGCUACAGUCCGCAAGGCCUGCAGCCAAGUCCUGGGAGCCUGGACAGCUCACAGCCACACCUUCAGCCCUGUGGUGGGGCCCCCUCAGCGCUCAGGGUGAAUUACAUGCACCAACUGCGGCAGCCAGGGGCAGGUGGCCAGUGUCCCAGCAUGACAGCGGCUGUGAGCCCCCACACCGGCUACAGCCAAGCCCAUCCCCAGCUGAGCCCCAGCACCAUGGGGGGGACCCUGAACCAGUUCCCCACCUCUUGCAGCAACAUGGCAGCCAAGCCAGGCCACCUGGGGUUCCCCCAGCAAAUGGAGGUGGCUCCUGACCCCACCAUGAUGGGCAGCAACAAUAGGGAACUUGGGAUCCCCAAUUCCACCCUGCCUGGGAUGCCACCCACUCAUGCUGCACAGAGCUACCCCCAGCAGAGCCAUCUCCUGGCAACCGCCAUGAGCCAGGAGGGCUACCGCCAAGGUCCCAGCCUUAUGCCUUCCCACCAGCCCAGCUUCAUGGAGCCCCAGCAGGGCACGAUGGGGGUGGCUGGAUCAAGCUUUGGCCUGGUACAACCCCGGCCACCACCGGAGCCCAGCCCUGCUGGCCGCCACCGUGGGGUGCGUGCUGGACAGCAGCUGGCUUAUGCCAGGGCGACUGGCCAUGCCAUGGCUGCUCUGUCAGCCAACCAGGAGAUGGCAGAGUCUGUGCCCAAAGGUACCAUGUUGUCCCUCCCCCCACAGCCCCCCGCACAGGACACAGGCGGGGCCCAGGACCACAGCAUGCUCUACUAUUACGGCCAGAUCCAUAUGUACGAGCAGAAUGGAGGCCUAGAGAGACAGGCAGGCUGCCAGGCCAUGCAGCCCCAGCCACCGCAGCCCCAGGCCUUGCCCUCGCCCGGGGUCAACCAGGUGUCUAGCACGGUGGACUCCCAGCUCCUGGAGGCCCCCCAGAUUGAUUUUGAUGCCAUUAUGGAUGACGGUGACCAUUCCAGCUUGCUCUCGGGCGCCCUGAGCCCCGGCCUCCUCCACAGCCUCUCCCAGAGCUCCUCGCGCCUCACCACCCCUCGGAACUCCCUGACGCUGCCCUCCAUCCCCGCGGGCAUCAGCAACAUGGCCGUCGGGGACAUGAGCUCCAUGCUCACGAGCCUGGCUGAGGAGAGCAAGUUCCUGAACAUGAUCACCUAAGGCCCCAGCGCCUGGUGCUGAGCAGACCCAGCGGGACCAUCGCCUCCCAGAGCAUGUGGCUUUGGUCCAUUUCAUUUUCCCCCCAAAAGUAUUAAAUAGGUCUGAGGGAGUUUGGCCAGUGGCUGGUUCAGACCGCAGAUGCUGCAAGGGCAGGUUGACGUGCUUCCUGUCUGGUCUUCUUUUAGAUGAUUUUUCCGAACUCUGGAAAAAAGUCUCAAUGGGAAAGGCAAGGCAGGAAUGGAAAACUCAUUACACAGUGCUUCCCAGCCUUUGGUGUUUAUGGGACCACCCUGUUCUGGCUUCGUCACCUCUGUCAUUUGGCAAGUGGGGGAUUACCUUGGCCAUGGGCUUUCCAAGUGCACGAGGAAUGAGGCGAGAGGAGCCACAUUUGGGGUUGGAUCUGAAAGCCACAUUGGAUAGUCUUCUAAUCCAGGAAGAUAAGCUUCUUAUUCUGGUGCUUGCAAGGUAAAGGAAUUCCUGGCCCUUUGAAAUUCUAUGAAGCUUAAUUCUUGAGGCCUCUAACAUCCCUUGCCAUGGAGGAGAAAAAAAAGAUUGUACUUGGACUGGCGUUCCCGUUGCGGCUUAGCAAGUUAAGAAUCCGACUAGCGUUCAUGAAGAUUCAGGUUCAAUCCAUGGCCUCGCUCAGCAGGCUUAAGGGUCCGGCGUUGCUGUGAGCUGUGGUGUAGGUCACAGACAUGGCUCCAAUCCCGCGUGGCUGUGGCUGUGGCUGUGGCAUAGGCCGGCAACUGCAGCUUGAAUUCAAUCCCUAGCCUGGGAACUUCCAUAUGCUGUGGGUGUGGCCCUAAAAAGAAAGAAAAGAAAAGAAAAAAAAAAAAAAAAAAGAUUUUACCUGGAUACUUUAGAAGCACAUCUGGAUUCUGGGUUUGGUAGAGCUGGCAUCUCUACCCCACAGAGCCGAGUUUGCAGCUGGUGGACUGUCCACAUGUAAAUGGUUAAAUAAAGUAUGGACCUAUUGCCCCCCAAAAGAAAAGAAAAAAGUGUAAUAUUCAGGGCAAGCCCAGAAGCUGCCCUGGCCUCUCCAGACCGUGUUUACAGUGUUCGUUGCAUGUAGAAUGUAGCCCUUCCCAAAAAGAACACAUUUCUAAAUACCUCGGGGUUGCUGGAGCUGCUGUGGGUUAGGGAUGGACCAAGGCGAACUGGGUGGGGACAGGGCCUGGCUAAAGUGACUGGGGGUCAGGGGCCCAGCCUCAGGCCACCCUGGAGGUUUCCCAGCAGGAAAAGGAAGUCGCACAUUGACCCUGCCCUGUUUCUCCAGUGCACUGUCCACCUACUCUACCAUGUAGAACCCGAGGGCUUGAUCGCAGCCUCCACUCAGGUUCCUCCGGGCCCUGCUCUCUGCUCACCUGUAGCCCCAGGCUACAAUAUGCAGUCCUGGUAUCUUCUGAAUUCCCUUCCCUCUGGCCUCCUGUUCAUUUCACAGAAAGACAACCUGCAUGGUUUUUAGGUGGGAGGGGGGGAAGGUCAAGGGGUUGAUUCUUGGGAUUCUAAGGGACCGUCGCUGAAUUCUCCUGUUCAGUGUGACCAAGCCCCACCCAGAGAUGGAAUUGGGACCUGGCAUCAGAGGACAUUGUUCCUGAGCAUACCGUAGGGUGAACUGAUGUACCCGUCCCACCACACACGUAUGCCAACACCCCACACCUUUCCCAGGGUGAAUUUGUGGCAGCCUUGCCCAAAGCAAUGGCACCACUCAGAACUUGAUACUGAAAUGACCCUGGCUUCCAUCAGGACAGGCUUCAGCCAAACCUCACCUGGGCCUCUCCAUCCCAGAACAUCAGAUACUUCGUUAGGGUCCAAAAGACAAGGCCCACUUCAAAUAAUAGCCCCGGGACACCUGCAAGGGUCUCUUUGUGGUACGUGUUCCUUCCCUGAGCUGAGAGGUGGCCGGCCAUUCCCGGCCUGUAUAUAGUCUGUACAGAGGACUUCCUCCCUGAAAAUACUGUAGGCAAAUCAUCCAGUCAGAUUUAUAUCUCUGAAACAUUUUUAGCUUUUUCUACAUGCUAUGAAUUGAGAUGACAUGCUCAACUUGUAAAUAAGUCUUUUUGUACAUUAAAAAAAAA
This is a messenger RNA of Sus scrofa (pig), 8164 nucleotides long. RefSeq names its product GLI family zinc finger 2 (gene GLI2). The record is from RefSeq and is a predicted model, not a curated record. Gene Ontology annotation, molecular function: DNA-binding transcription factor activity, RNA polymerase II-specific; RNA polymerase II cis-regulatory region sequence-specific DNA binding. Gene Ontology annotation, cellular component: nucleus. NCBI's taxonomy places the organism in Eukaryota, Metazoa, Chordata, Mammalia, Artiodactyla, Suidae. Gene Ontology annotation, biological process: smoothened signaling pathway; regulation of transcription by RNA polymerase II.